Messenger RNA from Abrus precatorius (Indian licorice), 2767 nucleotides. Its product is annotated as dnaJ homolog dnj-5-like. The record is from RefSeq and is a predicted model, not a curated record. NCBI's taxonomy places the organism in Eukaryota, Viridiplantae, Streptophyta, Magnoliopsida, Fabales, Fabaceae. The coding region runs from base 993 to 2663 and encodes 556 amino acids. The transcript has 9 exons.
AAACAAAAUAAUAUUUCCGAAAUAAAAAAUAUUUAAAAAAUGAUGUAAUUUCUCUCUCUCUCUUUCUCUCUCAUCCUCUGCAACAAUCAACUCUCUCGCUCGUCUCUUUCCACCCUUUACGAAACUUUUUGAAACUCUCUCUUUUUCACAAGCAAUCCCUGAGAAGAAGAAAAAAUAAAAACGAAAAAGAGAAAAGCCAAGGUUUUCUUUCUCCUUCUGCUAAAUCCAAUAUUCUCCUUCAACUAUCGUACCCUUUUGUUCAUUCUCUGUCGGUGCUUCAAAGUUUCAAACUUGAUCCCAAAUGGCACUUCCCCUCUGGUUUUAGGGUUCCAACGGUUACUGGGUCACCUUCAAGUUCGUUCCUUUGAUGGGUUUUUGCCCCCUUCUGCAGUGCCAGGUCUUGAACUGGUUAAAGGGUCAAGCUUGGUAGUGCUAGAGUUUCAGUGGGGGCGUGGAAAAGGGAAAGGAGUUGCAUUGUGUUUGUCAAAAAGGGAGGGUUUUUAUCUUCUUGUUCAACUAUUGCUUUGUGUUUUUUCUUGUUUUUGUGGGGCUUUUGUGAACAGUGGUUGCUUUUCGGGAAGCUUAUUUUGGAAGCAAUUUAGCCCUUUUGAACGUGAUUGUAUUUAGUGCUCUCAUGGACUCACACAAUGCUCUCUUUUGAUCCCAUCAAUAGUGGGGUUUUGUGUUUUUCUUCUUUCCCUUUUUGGUUGAGGAGCCAUUGGACUUGUGAAACCCGUGAAUUUGGUUGUUUUAUGUAGGGAGUUGGAGUAGCAGGAUUUUUUUAUUGAGUGAAUUUUUGGUAGAUCAAGGUGUUUUUUUUAUGGAUAGCAUUGACGAUUUAGCUGAAGUGUUGUUUAGAUAUAAGGGACAUUGGAUUGAUGGUGAUGGGUAUCUAUAGCAUUAGCAACUUGUUUAGGAUGAUGAGGUUUGAGUUUUAGUCAUAGGAGUGAGGUUUCACCAAGAUUGUGGGGGAAUUUGAGGAGGCCUUGGUGAUGGAGGACAUAGGGUUGUUCAAGCAAGGUUGGCAGUGGCUUCUGUCGCAGAAGGACGCCUGCUGGCGAGGUCGAACUGUGGUGACAUGUUGCAAAGACAGGAUUGCUGUGUUCGUUGAACGGCAUUGGCCUAUGGUGUGCAGGGGUUGCUCCAGAUUGGGGAGCUUGCUGAGGUUGUCAUUGAGUUUCUGGAAAGAUUCUGCUCUGAGGGGCUUUCAGUCCUUCAUUAGGUUUGGUUCAGUGAUGCUCCUGCUUAUAAUGUGGAGCUGCUUUCUUAGUCUGACUUCGAUGUAUUGCUUGGUUUACGUGCUUGUUAGCAUGGGUGUUGCUGGAGUUGCUAUCCAAUACUUGGGUUAUACCCCUGGGGUUUUCAUUGUAGGGCUUUUUGCCAUCCUAAUUUUGUGGAUGUAUGCUAACUUCUGGAUAACAGGAACAUUACUCAUAGUAGGAGGUUAUUUAUUCUCCCUAAAUCAUGCACGCUUGGUGGUAUUAAUUGGAACUAUAUAUGCUUUAUACUGUGUUCAAGUACGAGUGGGAUGGCUAGGUUUUUUUCUUGCUAUAAACCUCGCAUUCCUCUCGAAUGAUAUUUUGAAUUUUCUGCUCCAAUGGUUUGAUAAUGUGAGCGAAAGUUCACAUUCUGAAGAGCAGAAGCAAUCAGAAACAGUUAUUGAAAAUGACUUCUCUGAAGAGUGUGAAUAUCCUAUCCCUACUGAAGAAUCUGAGAAUUUGCAUUCAUGUAAAUCCUCCAGUAAACCUGCUGUUACAACAUCAGUUGUUGAUAACCAGAAAGAGCUUUCUGUUAACAAAGUUGUUAGAGAACAAACAAGUUCAACUGAUGAAAUGAAGAGGAUAUUGAAGAGUCUGAAUCAUUAUGAAGCCCUUGGUUUUGCCCGCCACAAAAAGAUUGAUGUAGCAAUUUUGAAAAAGGAAUACCGGAAAAAGGCUAUGCUCGUGCAUCCUGAUAAAAAUAUGGGCAGUUCUUUGGCAAGUGAGUCAUUUAAGAAGCUUCAAUGUGCAUAUGAGGUUCUUUCUGACUCUGUCAAGAAGCGAGACUAUGAUGAGCAAUUAAGAAAAGAAGAAUCCAUGGCUAAAAGUGUCUGCCAGAGAUCCCAUAGUAGUUCACAUCAGGAUAAUGCUGAUUAUCGUUCUGAAGAAUCCAGACGAAUACAGUGCACCAAGUGUGGGAAUUCACAUAUUUGGGUAUGUACUAACAGGAGCAAGGCCAAAGCAAGAUGGUGUCAGGAUUGCUGUCAGUUUCAUCAAGCCAAGGAUGGAGAUGGAUGGGUUGAAUAUAAAGGUUCUUUGGUUUUUGACAGGCCUCAAAAGGUGGAGAUUCCACGUGCUUUUGUUUGUGCAGAGAGCAAAAUUUUUGAUGUGUCGGAAUGGGCUAUAUGUCAGGGAAUGGCUUGUAGGCCUAACACCCAUCGACCGAGCUUCCGAGUAAACAUGGUUGGCUUGGAGAAAAGCCAGCGUUGCAACUCGAGUAGAUAUCCAUGGGAUUUGGACGCUGAAAUGAUGAUGGAUGAAGAUGAAGAGGCAUUUGACCUGUGGCUUCAGCAGGCUCUAGCAUCUGGUCUCUUUUGUGAGACCUCCAAACGCAGGAAGAGUUGGAGUCCAUUCAAAUUGCAUCAAAAGAAAGGGAAGAAGCAAUGGCGAAGAACGUCAUGCUGAAGCUGAAGUCUAUAGGGAAAGUUCAUAGUUCAUUGCAUGUCCCCAAGGGAUUGAUGGAGUAAACAUUUUGUAGACGAAAAGUGAUGGAUAUCCACAGCUGAGAU